AUGUCUUCUGCUUGGCAACCACCCCGCGACUACCGCAACCGCCCCGUUACCAUUCUGGGUGCUGGUGUUCUCGGCCGACGAGUUGGAUGUAUCUGGGCUUCCGCCGGUUACGAUGUUCGUCUUCGUGACCCCAACGCGCAACAGCGUGAAGAUGGAAUUGCCUACAUUCGCGAUAACGUCAACGCCUACGCUGCCAAGACCAACAAGACUCCUGGCUCCUUCGAGGCCUUUGAGGAUAUGAAGCUAGCCGUUGACAACGCUUGGCUCGUCAUCGAGGCCGUUCCCGAGAAGAUCGAGCUCAAGAUCGCCACUUUCGCAGAAUUGGAGGCUCUCACCAAAGAUGACUGCAUCCUGGCUUCCAACUCUUCCUCAUACAAGACCUCCGAGAUGCUCGGCCGCGUCUCAGAUGCUACCAAGACCCGUAUUCUGAACAUGCACUACUACAUGCCCCCCAUGUGUAUGAUUGUGGAGCUUAUGACCGAUGGACACACCACCGAGGAUAUCAUCCCCUUCAUUGCUGAGCGCUCCCGGGAGGCUGGCACUAACCCAUAUAUCGCUCGCAAGGAGUCCACUGGCUUCAUUUUCAACCGUUUGUGGGCUGCCGUGAAGCGCGAGACUUUGACCAUUCUGGCCGAGGGCGUUUCCGUGCCCGAGGAGAUCGAUGCUAUGUGGGAAGAGAUGUUUGUCAAGGGAAAGAGUCUUCCUUGCCGCAUGAUGGACAACGUUGGCCUUGACACCGUUGCUUUCAUCGAGCAGCACUACGUGGAUGAGCGUGGUUUCUCCCCCGAGAAGACCGUCGACUUCUUGAAGGAGAAGUACCUGAGUGAGGGCAAGCUUGGAAACAAGUGCUCCAAGGGUGGUCUCUACGCUCCCGUUGACAAGGCUGUUGCUGCCAAGCAGCCCGAAAUUCUGGUUCUGGACAUCGGUCUGUCAGCCACUCCUGUCAGCCUGACCGCUGGAGAGAUCCUCAAGUUUUCCGCCGAUGGAAAGCAGCAAAAGGCCAUCUUGACUAACCAAGCUUUGCCUGAUGGACUCGCUGUGGAGCCUACCUCCGGCCGCAUGUUCUGGACUUGCAUGGGUGUCCCCGGAAAGUCUGACGGCGCCGUUUACUCCGCCAACUUGGAUGGAACCGAUAUCAAGACCAUCAUUGCCCCCGGACCUCUCAACACCCCCAAGCAGCUGGUUAUCGAUUCCGUUGCCCAGAUGCUCUACUUCUCUGACCGUGAAGGCUGCCGCGUCUGGCGUUGCGCUUUCGACGGCUCCGCCCUCGAGAUCUUGAUUGACAACUUCCGCCCCGAUCUUACCCCAGAGGAGGCUCUCACCAAGUGGUGCGUCGGAAUUGCUGUGGACCCCAAGCGGGGUAAGUUCUACUGGACUCAGAAGGGUGCCCCCAAGAGCAACAAGGGUCUCAUCCUUUCCGCCAACAUCGCCACCCCCAAGGGCCAGUCCGCAGAUUCUCGCGAUGAUAUCAAGGUCGUUGUCGCUAACCUCCCUGAGCCCAUUGAUCUUGAGAUUCACGAGCCUUCCCGCACUCUGUACUGGACUGAUCGUGGCGAGCUCCCCUUCGGUAACUCGUUGAACUGCAUCAAGUUGAACGAGGAAGGUCUCACCGAGUCCACCGAGAAGCACCAGAUUAUCACCCGUAACCUCAACGAGGCCAUCGGUCUCGUCUUGGAUCACGUCAACUCCCACAUCUACAUCACCGAUUUGGGUGGUUCUCUUUACCGCUGCGAUCUGGACGGCAACAACAAGGUGAAGCUUUACACCAACGAUGACCGUGCCCUUACCGGAAUUGCCCUUGUCUGGUCUUAA
Penicillium paradoxum is the source of this 1812-nucleotide messenger RNA. RefSeq lists its product as uncharacterized. Gene Ontology annotation, biological process: fatty acid metabolic process. Lineage: Eukaryota; Fungi; Ascomycota; Eurotiomycetes; Eurotiales; Aspergillaceae. Gene Ontology annotation, molecular function: NAD+ binding; oxidoreductase activity, acting on the CH-OH group of donors, NAD or NADP as acceptor. The transcript is spliced from 3 exons. Bases 1 to 1812 code for a protein of 603 amino acids. The record is from RefSeq and is a predicted model, not a curated record.